AUGGGAUCAUUCGAGAACGGACAGGCUACUGAGCGCCGCUUUGGGACCCUGGCGGUCCACGCCGGUGCUCCUCACGACCCCUCGACUGGCGCUGUCAUUGCUCCGAUCUCUCUGUCCACUACCUUCGCUCAGACCAGUGUCGGUAGCCCCGUCGGUCUGUAUGAGUACACCCGCAGCUCUAACCCCAACCGGGAUAACUUUGAGGCUGCCAUUGCCGCUGUUGAGCACGGCAAAUAUGCCCUUGCUUUCUCUUCUGGCUCCGCAACCACCGCGGUCAUCCUGCAGUCCUUGGCUGCCGGGUCCCACAUCGUCUCGGUCUCCGACGUGUACGGUGGUACCCACCGCUACUUCACAAAGGUCGCCUCGGCUCACGGUGUUGAUGUCACCUUUUCGCCCGCCAUUGAGGAAGAGGUGGAGAAAUUGAUCCGCCCCAACGAGACCAAACUUAUCUGGAUUGAGACUCCUUCCAACCCCACUCUGAGCCUGGUGAACAUCCGGGCUGUCUCCGAGAUUGCUCACCGCCAUGGCAUCCUGGUUGUUGUCGAUAACACUUUCCUGAGUCCCUAUGUCCAGAACCCGCUCACCCACGGCGCCGAUAUCGUCGUGCACUCUGUCACCAAGUACAUCAAUGGUCACUCCGAUGUGUUGAUGGGUGUUGCCGCUUUCAACUCCGACGCCUUGAAGGAGCGCCUCACUUUCCUCCAGAACGCUAUCGGUGCCGUUCCUUCUCCCUUCGACUGCUGGCUUGCCCACCGUGGUCUGAAGACCCUCCACCUGCGUGCUCGCGAGGCUACGAAGAACGCCACCGUUGUGGCGCAGGCCCUUGAGUCUUCUCCCCACGUCAUCUCUGUCAACUACCCCGGUCUUGACUCUCACGCUCAGCGUGCUAUUGCCCUCAAGCAGCACCGCGAUGGCAUGGGCGGUGGUAUGCUCAGCUUCCGCAUCAAGGGCGGCCAGGCUGCUGCCCACAGCUUCUGCCAGCACACUAAGAUCUUCACUCUGGCUGAGAGUCUAGGUGGUGUCGAGAGUCUCUGCGAGGUCCCCGCCAGUAUGACCCACGCCGGUAUUCCUCGCGAGCAGCGUGAGGCCGCCGGUGUUUACGAUGACCUUGUCCGUAUUAGCUGCGGUGUUGAGGACGCCGAGGACCUCCAGGCUGAUGUGCUUAAGGCACUUGAGUUGACCGUUGUUGGUUCCAAGGCCUAA
Messenger RNA from Penicillium longicatenatum, 1203 nucleotides. Its product is annotated as cystathionine gamma-lyase CYS3. Gene Ontology annotation, cellular component: cytoplasm. The record is from RefSeq and is a predicted model, not a curated record. The transcript is spliced from 3 exons. Gene Ontology annotation, molecular function: cystathionine gamma-lyase activity; pyridoxal phosphate binding. Lineage: Eukaryota; Fungi; Ascomycota; Eurotiomycetes; Eurotiales; Aspergillaceae. The coding region runs from base 1 to 1203 and encodes 400 amino acids. Gene Ontology annotation, biological process: transsulfuration.